Messenger RNA from Physella acuta, 3640 nucleotides. RefSeq names its product lysosomal proton-coupled steroid conjugate and bile acid symporter SLC46A3. The record is from RefSeq and is a predicted model, not a curated record. Gene Ontology annotation, biological process: transmembrane transport. Gene Ontology annotation, cellular component: membrane. Gene Ontology annotation, molecular function: transmembrane transporter activity. Lineage: Eukaryota; Metazoa; Mollusca; Gastropoda; Physidae.
AGAUCUAGAAUCUAAAUCAAUUGUUAAGAGUUAUCUCCCCAAAGCCUAUAGAUCUAGAUUUUAUCUAGAAAUAGUAAAGAGGUCUUGAUCUAGAAUCUAGUCAAGAAUAUUAAUAUUAUUAUAGAUCUAGAUUUAUCUAGAUCUAGAUAAUAGAUUAGAUCUAGAGUACUGUCUCUGAAUUCUGAAUUUCUUAAAAGUGAAUUUACUGGUAUAUUUAUAACUGUUAAGAACCUAAAAAAUGAAAGUGAAACAAAAACCAGAGCUUGUAUUCUUUGGGUCAAAGGUCUUCUUCCAUCUGUAGGAAGACUACAUGCUUCUUAGUACAUAGUGCAUGCCUGGUAAUCAAGGUAUCUAAUUGAGAUUUGAGCAACAAGUAAAGCUUGACCUGAUGCUUGCCUGGACUAGUUUCAAAGCAAAACAUGAGUGAUUGGCAUAAUAUUUGUAGAAACCAUUACAACUAAUAUUUGCGCAUUAUUAGCCAUAACAAUGUCUUCAAAUGACAAUGCGGCCAUACAAAAACCUCAGUCAAUUAUUGUCUCAAAAAUCUAUAAGUGCAUUGACAUUGUCCAAAAUUAUUUUGUUGAGAUAGCAUUAUUUUUUUUCUUUCUUUCUCGGCAUAUGUCUCUGCCAUUGUUUCAAGAGUAUGUGGAGUCUCAAAUAUACAGUCAACAUGGAGUUCCCUUUCCAGGUUUUGGUGACUUGAAAGAAAACACUAGUCUUUCAGAUCCUGCUUGGGACCAAGCCCACCAUGAGAGUGUUCUAGUGGUUCUUGGGCUGCAAAUUGCUGAAGGCCUGCCAGCUAUUGUCUCUGUUAUCAUUCUUGGUGCUGUCAGCGAUAAAACUGGAAGACACAAAAUCCUGCUCUGGUUACCUGCACUAGGAAGCUGCCUGCAUUCUUUAAUUUAUAUCAUGAUUCUCUACACUCAGUGGAAUAUAGAUGGACUCUUCCUUGCGGCAGCCUUGAGGGGUCUUAGUGGGAGCAUGACAGCCUUCUUGGCCGGCUCGUCCUUCUAUGCUAUCAAUUAUGUCAAACCAGAAAAUAGACUCAAUCGCCUAGCAGUUCAAGAGUUUUUAAUUGGCGGUGCUUAUGCAGUUGGUAAUGUUAUGGUUGGCUUUUGGGUUAAAGAUGCAGGGUUUCGCAAGCCAUUUUUGUUUACUUUAAUUUGUGGGAUGAUUUCAUUAUUGAUUUCUUUUUUUUUGGUGCAAGAAACUGUUUCGGGCCAGGCAAAUCAAGCAAGUCCUGCAGUCCGUAGACAGAGGCCCAGCAAUUGCUGCAGUGACACAUUUGGCCCACUUCUAAAAUAUUUAAAAUGUUUUGGGAAUUCCACCCUUGCAAAAAUUUGGCUGGCGAUUCUGGUGUUUCAAGCAUAUGCGUUUGUUCACAUUGGGCAAAUUAAUACAUUAGUGCUGUAUUUGAGCCAGCAAAAAUACCUUUUUGCUAUGGAAAAUCCAAUAACUGGUGGAGGUCCCUGGGCAAAAAUAGGCUUGUUUCUUGCUGUUAUUAUGGCAGUUGCAGCUCUUGCAACUGGUGUCUGUGUUCCAAUUUUCCAGAAAUUUCUUUCUGACACCAAAAUUGUGUUCCUAGGAUUUGCUUCCAAGGCAUUGGGAACUCUGUGGAUUGCAGUAAUACAUAAUGAAACAAUUUUGUACUUUGCCAUUCUUCUUUUAGCCUUUGAACUAUUUCCAUUUCCAAUUCUGCGUGCUAAAGUUGCCAGGAAUGUUAGCCCUUCAGAACAAGGAACAGUGUUUGCCAUGAUGCAUUGUGGAGAAAGUAUCACCUAUUUCCUGGCACCUUUCAUGUUUUCCGUCAUCUAUGCAUCUACUAUGUCCUUCUACAGUGGAUUUGUUUUUAUUGUAUCUAUGCUGUUUUUGACAAUACCAGUAAUACUUCUACUUGUACUCCUGUUUGUGGAAGCUAGGUGUCCCAAUGGCUACCAACCAAUGGAAGGAUUGAGUGAUCCAAUGGGUGCAGCAGGAGAUCAAGCAGAGGCCCAGUCACAGACCAUGCUUACAGGUGAUCCCAUUAGCUUUAUCCAUCUAUCUAAUGGAUCAAAUGAUGAGACUGGUAAUGCAGAGCAAUUAUAAUUUUGCUAGCAGUGUUCUGAGCUUGUAUCCCAGUAAUACAUCAUCUUCAACAAUACUGGCAUUUUAUCUACAAAUUCAAAUCUUCUACUUAUUGUUUAGAAUAGUAUUUCUAAGGGUUUUCUUUUCAACGCAAAAGCAUUUUAGGUAUACUUAAUAAUCGUACAACAUUUAAAAAGCAAUGUUUUCUUUCCAGUAAAGCAAUCACUGUAUAACAUUUUUGUAUACUUUUCUUCAACUGUGUCAUAGUGGGUUUUGUAUACCUUUCAUAACAGCAAUAUGAUUUAAGAACUAGUGGUAUCAAGCACACCUUCAAGUGCUGUGAGGAUUUUGUGAAGUGUAGAUAGGCUGGGCAUUUUGACAAAUGUUUGAAUCUUAUGCAUUGCAUUAUUGAUAAUCUUAGACCCUUUUUGUAUUUGAUCUUCUGGAGAUAUAUCUUUUAUGUCAAAUAUUUUUAAAUAUUUUUAUAUUGGCUUUAUGUAUCAUUCUUUUAGUUUAGAAAAAAAAAGUAAUUUUCCAUAAAUUACUCAUAAUUUAAAAUAUUUUGUUAUUCUAUAUUCUACACUCAUUUCAUAGACAAAUAUAGAUGUCUUUAGCAUUUUAAAUGACUAUAGUAUUCUACUCAUUGUUCCAAGAUUUUACAAAAGUAAGUUAUUUAUUUCUAGAUCUAUAUCUGAGUUUUAAAGUUGAAUUUGUACUUUUUCUCUAGAUAUUUUAAAAACUUUACCUUACAUGUGACAAUUUUAAGCUGGUUGCUACAGUCAAGUAUUUUGUCUUAACUUCAUUAACUGCUGAUAUGCUGGGUGAAGUGUAGUGUUCAGGUUCUAGUUGCCACUAAUAAACUGUGCUUGAUAUUUGUGUUGUACUCAUUACAAGUUUGUGCCAAUGCACUAGCCAUACUAACUUUCAAAAUAAGUUUUCAACUUUGACUAAAAACUCACAGGGUUAGUUGUAGCCAGUGAUCUUGAUCUUGUUUUUAAGAUGUUCAAAAAACAUUGGAAUAUUAAUCUCUUCAUGGAUUGGAAUGAAGCUUAAUUGAUCAUAAGUAGAUACAGGGCAGUAAUAAAUCUUUUUUUGUUUUUAAUUUUAUCUUGUUAUUAAACUUCAUGGGGGUAAUAACCUUGUCUUUAAACAUAAAAUGAUAAACAAACUAGAAGAUGAGUUAAGUCUCAGGUUUGUGCCUGAAAAAAUCAGGCAGGAAUAGAAAAGAAAAUUGUACAUAGACUCAGUAUAAUUUCAUGGUCUAAAAUUAUUUUAUAAAAUUAUAUAUUGAUUUUUUUUUUCUCUUCAUGGAGUGUAUUGAAACAAGACAUUCAUGCUUAUCUUUAUUGUGCUUGUAUAGUUUUCUUGUUCAUAAAUGAACCUGUAUCUUAACUGUAUUUAAAACUAGUCAUGUAUUUUUUGCUCUAGAACUGCUUAAUUUCUACAUUCCUCCAUUUUAUAAAAACAAGUUUCUGAAAAUGUUGAAAUCUUGGACUAUUUUUGUUUAAUGAAUCAAACAAUUGGUUUUUUAAAGUAUGUACUUAAAAAAUUUGUGUAGUUGUUGUUAUAUUUAUGU